CAAUUUUGUCUCAUGGUAAAACAUUUUACUUAAACUCAUUUGGUUCAGUCAUUAAUUACCCUAUGAUCUAGAACAAGUCACUUAACUUCUUUAGGAUGUGGAGGUUUGAACUAAAUGAUGAUCUUCAUGCAGUUUCUUCUUGUGGCUGAAUUAUUAUUCUUGAGUGAAUUAUUCUCCAGCUACAUUUUCCCCCAAGGAGCAAGUUGCCACAAGUAAAAUUUCUUAAAAGAUAGUAAUUCUAAUUUUUAAAGCUUCAAAUAAUUUCCCCCUUUUUAUUUAUUUCUAUCUUUUACACUCAAAAGUAUGUUGAAUCCCUUUUCUCCAAUGUACUGUAACACUUUGGUCGCAACUUUUGAGUUUGAAUACUUGUUAGCCAUAUACUUGUGAAAACAAGUUCUUUCCCGGAUCUUUAGACUCAUCUCAAACAUGGAGGAUGCUUCUGAUACUUCACAAAGAAUUGCUUCAUUCAUUAAUAAUGUAACUCUCCCAAGCUUCUCUUUAGCUUUCUAACUCUUCCUGAAGCAGUAACAAACUAUGAAAGUCAUUGAGCAGCCAAUAAAAAGGUAGAAGAGGGACGUGCAAAGCUCCUCCCCAGAGUUCUUCCUCCUUUAGAGUCGAAAGUAGAUAAACACAGAAACUUCCUAGGAGCUAAGAGUAGGGCAAGUGGCAGUGAGAUCUAUCAUACUCUAAUCAAGUAGGAGGGAAAAGAGAACGAGGAAGAAUAUAAGCGGUCUCCAGAGGAACCUCGCUUUUCUCCUCCUCGGUAGUUAGGAAGGCAGAGAAGUGGCGUUUUUUGUGACUACAGGGAAGUAGGACGAGCGUGGGCGGCCGAGGGUCCGGGCCAACACGCGGGCGAGAAGAGAUGCCGCUGCUGCAUCGAAAGCCGUUUGUGAGGCAGAAGCCGCCGGGGGAUCUACGGCCCGACGAGGAAGUUUUCUACUGUAAAGUUACCAACGAGAUCUUCCGCCACUAUGAUGAUUUUUUUGAACGAACUAUUCUGUGUAAUAGUCUUGUGUGGAGCUGUGCUGUAACUGGCAAACCUGGACUCACCUAUCAGGAAGCCCUUGAAUCAGAGAAAAAAGCAAGACAGAAUCUUCAAAGUUUUCCAGAACCACUAAUAAUUCCAGUUUUAUAUUUGACUACUCUUACCCAUCGCUCAAGACUACAUGAAAUUUGUGAUGAUAUCUUUGUUUAUGUCAAGGAUCGAUAUUUUGUUGGAGAAAUUGUUGAAGUAGUUAGGAACAAUGGUGCAAGAUUACAGUGUAAUGUAUUGGAAGUUAUCUCUCCGUCACAUCUCAAUGGCAUUGCUAAUGGACAUAUCAGCAGUACAGAUGGAGAAACAAUUGUCAUCAGUGAUAGUGACGAAUCAGAAACACACAUCAGUUCACCACAUAAUGGGAAGAAAAAAUCCACAAUUGAUUCCUCAUUGUUCAAGUACAAGGUGCAGCCCAUUAAAAAGGAAUUAUAUGAAUCAGUUGUGGUUAAAGCAUCUCAAAUAAGCCGCCGGAAACAUCUCUUUUCUCGUGAUAGACUAAAGCUUUUUCUGAAGCAACAUUGUGAGCCGCAUGAUGGAGUCAUUAAAAUUAAGGCAGCAUCUCUUACAAAAUAUAAAAUAGCAGAGCAGCAUUUUUCCUACUUCUUCCCUGAUGAUCCACCAACAUUUGUCUUUAGUCCUGCAAGCAGACGACGAGGGAGGCCUCCCAAACGAAUAUCUAUUAGUCAUGAGGAUGGAGUUGCUGGUAAGCAAACUAUUCAAGGAAAUGGGAGUAAAGCUAUAAAGGAAAGAGAGAAACUUCUCAAACAAAAAGAAGAAAUGAAAUCUCUAGCUUUUGAAAAGACAAAAUUAAAAAAAGAAAAGGCCAAUAUCAUAGAGGCCAAGAAAAAAGAAAAGGAAUAUAAAGAAAAAAAGAAGGAAGAAUUAAAGAAAAUUGUUGAAGAAGAAAGAUUGAAGAAGAAAGAAGAGAAAGAGAGACUUAAACUAGAAAAAGAAAAGGAAAGAGAGAAGUUGCGUGAAGAAAAACGAAAGUAUAUUGAAUAUUUAAAACAAUGGAGUAAACCUAGAGAAGAUAUGGAAUGUGAUGAUCUUAAGGAACUCCCAGAACCUACUCCUGUGAAAACCAGGCUGCCUCCUGAGAUCUUCGGUGAUGCUCUAAUGGUGUUAGAAUUUCUUCAUGCAUUUGGGGAGCUUUUUGAUCUUCAAGAUGAGUUUCCUGAAGGAGUAACUCUAGAGGUUUUAGAGGAAGCUCUUGUGGGAAAUGAUAGUGAAGGCCCACUAUGUGAAUUGCUUUUUUUCUUCCUCACUGCCAUCUUUCAAGCAAUAGCUGAAGAAGAAGAAGAAGUCGCCAAAGAACAAAUAACUGAUGCUGAUACCAAAGAUUUAACAGAGGCUUUGGAUGAAGAUGCAGACCCCACAAAAUCUGCACUGUCUGCAGUUGCAACUUUGGCAGCUGCAUGGCCACAGUUACACCAGGGCUGUAGUUUGAAAAGCUUGGAUCUUGAUAGCUGCACUCUUUCUGAAAUCCUCAGACUUCAUAUCUUGGCAUCAGGUGCUGAUGUAACAUCAGCAAAUGCAAAGUAUCGUUAUCAGAAACGAGGAGGAUUUGAUGCUACAGAUGAUGCCUGUAUGGAACUUCGUUUAAGUAAUCCCAGUCUACUGAAAAAACUUUCAAGCACUUCAGUAUAUGAUUUGUUGCCAGGGGAAAAGAUGAAGAUACUUCAUGCUCUCUGUGGGAAACUACUAACCCUCGUCUCCACUAGGGAUUUUAUUGAAGACUAUGUAGAUAUAUUAAGACAGGCCAAACAGGAGUUCCGGGAGCUCAAGGCAGAGCAACAUCGAAAAGAGAGGGAAGAAGCAGCGGCCAGGAUUCGUAAAAGGAGGGAAGAGAAACUUAAAGAGCAAGAACAAAAGAUAAAAGAAAAAGAAGAAAAACUUAAGGAAGAAGAACAAAGAAAUCCUACUGCAGACGUAUCUACUGGGGAAGAAGAACGAGAAGAUCUUGAUACUAGUACUGAAAGCAAAGAAAUUGAACCAAAAGAACAGGAUCAGGAUACAGCCACAGAAGAUGAAGAAGAAUUGUUACUACAUAAAAGAAGAAGAGCAGGAAAAAGAGGGCAGAAUGGAUUUAAAGAAUUCUUAAGUCAAGAAGAUUCUGGCUAUUCAAAGAAUGAACCAUUUACUGCUGAUGAAGAAGAAACUUUAAAACAGGAACAACAAAAAAAGGAGAAAGAUCUUCUAGAAAAAAUUCAAAGUGCCACAGCCUGUACCAAUAUUUUUCCCUUAGGUCGUGACCGCAUGUAUAGGCGUUACUGGAUUUUCCCUUCUGUUCCUGGAUUGUUUAUAGAAGAAGAUUAUUCUGGUCUCACUGAAGACAUGCUGUUACCUAAGCCUAAGUCAUCGUCAUUUCAAAAUAAUGUACAAUCUAUAGUGACAAGUGAACUUCAAGAAUCAACUAAAACUGCAGAGUCUUUUAAAUCUGAAUCUACCUCCAAUAUUGACUCUACCCUGCUACCAAGGCCAGUACAUAAGCCAAAUCGAUGGUGUUUUUAUAGUUCUCCGGAGCAACUAGACCAAUUAAUUGAGGCUCUUAAUUCCCGAGGCUAUAGAGAAAGUGCCUUAAAAGAAACUCUUCUACAAGAAAAAAGUAGAAUUUAUGAACAACUGGCCAGUUUUUCUGAGGAAAAAUUUCAUAUUCCAGAUAAACUUCAGAAUGAUAGCAAACCCAUUUGUGGCCGAGGAAAAAUAUCAAACGCACAUGAUACAUUCCAAAUAUCUGCAGAAAGGCAACUUGAAUUGAGGCUUAGAGAUUUUCUUUUGGACAUUGAAGAAAGAAUCUACCAAGGAACACUAGGGGCAGUCAAGGUUACAGACAGACAAACUUGGAGAGCAGCCUUAGAAAAAGGAUGGUAUGAGCUACUAAGUGAGGAAAACAAGGAAAAUGGAAUUAUUAAAUCUGUGAAUGAAGAUGGAGAAGAAAUAGAAAUUGGUGAUCAAGCAAAGUUCAUUGUAAAAGACAGGCUGCUUGGAACCAAAACUGAAGUGCCAAAUGCUGUUUCAACCAAUACAAACACACCCCAGUCAGUCAGUAAAGUGGUUCAUUACCUAGCAACUGCACUACUUCAAAUAGAGCAAGGCAUUGAACGGCGGUUCCUCAAAGCACCCUUAGGUAAUGCAGAAAUUAAAAGAGAUCAAAAGGGAGAUAGAAAGAAAAAAGAGGACAAGAAAAAAAGAGAGGAUGAUCAGUCUAGUGAGAAAGAUGAUGCCAGUGACAGUGGACGUUCUUACAAAACAGUCCUGGAUCGUUGGAGAGAGUCUCUUCUUUCUUCUGCUAGUCUGUCCCAAGUCUUUCUUCAUCUUUCUACCUUGGAUCGUAGUGUCAUCUGGUCCAAGUCUAUAUUAAAUGCUCGUUGCAAGAUGUGUCGAAAGAAGGGUGAUGCUGAAAGCAUGGUGCUUUGUGAUGGUUGUGAUCGAGGUCAUCAUACUUACUGUGUUCGACCAAAACUCAAGACUAUACCUGAAGGAGACUGGUUCUGUCCAGAGUGUCGACCAAAACAGCGUUCUAGACGACUUUCCUCUAGACAGAGACCAUCUGUAGAAAGUGAUGAAGAGACCACAGGACAAAUGGAAAAUGAAGAAACAGAUUAUGAUGAAAUAGGACAGAGUGAGGAAGAGGAGUAUGAGAUGGAGCAAGAUGAAGAUGAUGACUCUCGAGAAGAAGAAAUGAUCCCACCUAAACGAGGAAGACCACAGCUUAGAUUUCCAAUAAAACCAAGAGGCAGACUCAGUACUUCUAUUUCAAGUCGUGGUGGUCAGCGACAAGACUCUGGAAGAUAUACUUCACGGAAUCAGCAGAGUAUAUCCAAACCAACUGGAUCUUCAUCUAAAACUACUGGUAGAAAUCUAAGAAAAAUAAAAUCUGCUCCUGCUACAGAAACUAAAGCUUCUUUAAGACUUACCAGCCGUUCUACUCGUCAGAGUCAUGGUUCAUUACAAGCAGAUGUAUUUGUGGAACUAAUUAGUCCUCGAAGAAGACGUAGAGGCAGGAAGACUGCUAAAAAUAUACCAGAAAAUAGUCCUUCCAACCUCCCUAACUUUAGAGUCAUUAACACAAAGUCAAAUGAAGAAGCAAAACUUUUACAUUCUACGCCUGAACUUUCUGUUCAGGAUAGAGAACCUAAGAAAAGAGGCAGGAAAAGACAAUCAGCAGACUCAUCUUCUAAGACAUUGAAUCGAAGAAGUUCAGGCAGACAGGGUGGUGUCCAUGAAUUAUCUGCUUUCGAACAACUUGUUGUAGAACUAGUACGACAUGAUGACAGCUGGCCUUUCUUGAAACUGGUUUCCAAGAUCCAGGUACCAGACUACUAUGAUAUCAUCAAAAAACCUAUUGCCUUAAAUAUAAUUCGUGAAAAAGUGAACAAAUGUGAAUAUAAACUAGCUUCUGAAUUUAUUGAAGAUGUUGAGUUAAUGUUUUCAAACUGCUUUGAAUACAACCCUCGUAAUACAAGUGAAGCAAAAGCUGGAACUAGACUUCAAGCAUUUUUCCACAUUCAAGCUCAAAAGCUUGGACUGCAUAUUACACCUAGUAAUGUAGACCACACUAUGCCUCCAGCUGCAAAAAAGUCACGAAUAUAACUUUGUCCUUUUAAAGGAUUUAUUUUGAGAAAAACCUAAUGCUGUUCGUGAAAAUGGAAUAUUAAAUCACGCUACAAAGCAGUCAUAUCAUAAUACAAUAACAACUAUUUAACCACCUUGAAGUGUGGCCUGCACUAUGUUCUCAAAUUUUAAUAUUAAGUACUCAGGAGAAUGUAGGAAAGAUUUCCUUUGCUACAAUUUUGUUCACUGUCUGUUUGAUGUAUUGGAUACAGUACUGGUUUACAGAGGUAUUUACAUAUUUUAAAGAUCAUUCAUGUGUCCAAGUAUCAAGUAUUUUGCAAAAAUAAUUUUUUCUAUGCCUUUGACUUGUUUUUCAUCUUUUACCCUUUUUUAGACUGUGGCAUUGUGGGGGUUUUAUUAAUAUAAAUAAAAUUUUCUACUUUAACAUAGUUUAAAAACUGUAAAUGAUUAAAAAUUAUUUUAUGAGCACAUCUUUUGAACACUACACAUGAAUGAAUAAGUACAAUUUUUUUGUAUAUCAUUAAAAGUGCUGUACCAGUGCUAGCUGGAGGUAUUCAGUUGGAAUUUUUUAAGUAGAUAUUUAUUUAGUAUUCAAAGAGAUUUGUGAAUUUGUUUUUGUAUUUAUAAAAUUUGUACCUGGAAAAAGUUCCUUAAAUUUAAAAAAAAUUUUACUGUGUUUUUGUUUAUUCCUCUUUUUGUAAUGAUCAGCUGAAAAAGGUAACACCCUCCCUUUUUUCCCUGGCAGUUCUUCCAGCGAUAAUUAGCUUUUACAGAACUGUAUUGUAAGUUUCAAUGUACAACUUUUUAAGUGUACAAAUAAAAUGAUACAUUUUUCAAAGUA
Messenger RNA from Sarcophilus harrisii (Tasmanian devil), 6452 nucleotides. RefSeq names its product bromodomain adjacent to zinc finger domain 1A (gene BAZ1A). Bases 863 to 5629 code for a protein of 1588 amino acids. Gene Ontology annotation, biological process: chromatin remodeling. The record is from RefSeq and is a predicted model, not a curated record. Gene Ontology annotation, molecular function: protein binding. Lineage: Eukaryota; Metazoa; Chordata; Mammalia; Dasyuromorphia; Dasyuridae. The transcript has 28 exons.